Folsomia candida is the source of this 1780-nucleotide messenger RNA. Its product is annotated as THUMP domain-containing protein 1. The transcript has 5 exons. The coding region runs from base 128 to 1396 and encodes 422 amino acids. Gene Ontology annotation, molecular function: RNA binding. Lineage: Eukaryota; Metazoa; Arthropoda; Collembola; Entomobryomorpha; Isotomidae. Gene Ontology annotation, biological process: tRNA modification. The record is from RefSeq and is a predicted model, not a curated record.
UCUCAGCCGGUAGUUUUUUGUAUGAAGCAUUUUUUUCUCGCAGUUCUUCGCAAAAUAAUAAAUUUCGUUAAUUUUGAUUCCAUUAAUUUGGACGGUCGGUUUAAAAUCUGCCGUUUUUUUUCGUUGAAUGGGAAAAAGUGAUCACUCAUCAGCAGCAGCAGAAGGUGGACGACGAGGGGGAGGUAAAAGGAAAAAUAAGAACAGAAUGAGUUAUCUGAAGCAAGUUCGUCAAGGUGGUGGAGGAGGCUGGGGACGUGGUCGCGGUCGAGGGGGGAGAGGUGGAGGAGGAGGAGGUGACUAUGUCAGCGCGUAUGGUCGUGACGGGCACAAAAGGCGACAACAACUUGCCCCUGGGAUGCGUGGAUUCUUAUUGACGACAAACUUUCGAGAAAGUGAAUGUGUUCGGGAUGGAUACAAUUUGCUGAAUGAGUAUUAUCGACCAGAGGAUGAAGUUGAGGGAGGUGUGAAACAAGUAGAGGGAAUGGAAACAUGCAGUGUUACGAAUUCACAGGAUAAGGCACAAGAAAGCGCCGAACCUGCCAAAACUGAGGAAGGUGGUGAAAAAACGGAGGCAAGUCAAGUAGAAGCGUCCGGUUCACUAAAUCCUGUGACUUCUUCUGACAAUGAUGAUGAAGAUAUUGACAACGCUCUUGAAAAAGAAAUCACAGAGUUGAAAAGUGACCGAAAAAUUCAAUAUAACAUGUUUCAAUCGGUGGAUACUGGCGUCAAAAACGUCGUUUUCAUCAAAACUACGUUGAUGAAACCAAAUGGAAUCAUCCAAAGAAUUUUUGAUGAUGUCUUAGCAAACAAAGAAACCAAAUCUCGAAACAUUCUGCGUUUCAUCCCAAUUGAAGGGACUUCUCGAACUGAUAAGGAAUCUAUUCGUCAACUCUGCAAAGAAAUAUUCACUCCAUAUUUCGCUGGAGGGUACAAGUCUUUCAAAAUAAUUUUCAACGUUCGAUACAAUAACCUCGCCAGGGAUGAAGUUAUCGCAACUAUCGCUGAGGUGGUCACCGAGAUUAACCCGUUGAACGUGGUCAAUUUGUCAGAUCCUGAGUAUACCAUCAUUGCUGAGGUCAUUAAAACGACUCUAUGCUUGACUGUGUUGAAAGAUUUCUUAAAAUUUAAAAAGUACAACAUUGUUGAAAUCGUGUCACCCACGCCACCUCCAAAACCCAAGUCAAUCAAUGAUGAAGGACCUGGUAAAAAAGAUACUGAGGAUACAUCAACACCAGACAGCGGAAAAAAUGAAGCGGAAGGUCAAGAUCCAAAUAAAGCACCACCACUACCUGAAAAUGUAGACCAAGAACCAGGCAAUGGUGUUGAUACAAGCGAUAUUAUCGCAACAAGCGACCAGCAGAAAUCGGAAACGGCAAUGGAGGAAGCUUCAAACUAAUAACGAAUCCGGAUAUCAGACUGAACUUUGUAAUCUUCGCCCAAUUUGUUACUUACUUUGUUAUCAGCUAUUGAUUAUGUACCAUUAUGUUUUUGUAAGUACGGUUCUCCUAAAAAUUCAAUACGCCAAGAAAUAUUAGCUUUAGAUCCAAUAUGAAUUACUGUUUGGAUAAAUGUAAUGUGUACUUUCUGAAUUUUCAACAUAUGUAAUGUCAUAUGCAAUGCAACAUGUAAAAAGAAUACAUGUGAAUUUUAAAAAGUAAGUGCUUGUGAUUGUCUCGACUAAUCGUAAGUUAGCAUUUGUACACUGUCAAUUUGUUUUGUUUAUUACAAAUAUUUUUGUACCAAUGUUGCGAAUUACAAUAAAAAUGCAAAGUACGAAGAA